UCCGCACCGGCCCCACCGGGAGAUGGCGGCGGCGGGCGCGGAGGAGCGGCGCGGGGCGUGGGGCGCGGCGGGCCCGGAGCGCGGCCCCGGCCCCGGCCCCGGCCCCGGCCCCGGCCCCGGGCCCGGCCCGCUGGGCUCGCUGCUCAGCCGGCUGCCGCUGGCGCCGUCCCCGCGGCGGCGGACCGCCAGCCAGUGCAAACCGGAGCCGCCGCUGCUGCGCACCAGCAAGCGAACCAUCUACACGGCCGGGCGGCCGCCCUGGUACAGCGAGACCGGCGCGCCCGUGGACGAGGCCUUCGUCAUCGGCCUGUGCGGCGGCAGCGCCUCGGGCAAGACGACAGUGGCCACGAGGAUCAUCGAGGCGCUGGACGUGCCCUGGGUCGUGCUGCUCUCCAUGGACUCUUUCUACAAGGUGCUGGACGAGGGGCAGCAGGCGCUGGCAGCCCGCAGCGACUACAACUUCGACCACCCCGACGCCUUCGACUUUGAGCUGCUCGUCAGUGUCCUCCGCAAGCUCAAGAAGGGCAAGAGCGUGAAGGUGCCGGUCUACGACUUCACCACGCACAGCCGCCGCCGCGAGUGGAAAACGGUGUAUGGGGCCAACGUCAUCGUGUUUGAAGGGAUACUGGCUUUUGCCAACAAGGAGUUGCUGAAGCUCCUGGACAUGAAAGUGUUUGUGGACACGGACUCUGACAUCCGGCUGGUGCGGCGGCUGCAGCGUGACAUCAUGGAGCGAGGGCGUGACAUCGUGGGCGUCAUCAAGCAGUACAACAAGUUUGUGAAGCCAGCCUUCGAGCAGUACAUCGAACCCACCGUGCAGGUUGCCGACAUCGUGGUGCCCAGGGGUGGGGAAAACUUUGUGGCCCUGGACCUCAUUGUGCAGCACGUGCACAGCCAGCUGGAGAAGCGCGAGAUCACCGUCAGGGCAGCUCUGGCCUCUGCCCACCAAGGGCAGCCGCUGCCGAAGACGCUGAGCGUCCUGGAGAACACGCCGCAGGUGCGGGGCAUGCACACCAUCAUCAGGAACAAGGACACGACCAGGGACGAAUUCAUCUUUUACUCCAAGCGCCUGAUGAGGCUGUUGAUCGAACAUGCCCUCUCCUUCCUGCCACUCAAGUCGGUCACGGUGGAGACGCCCCAGGGGACGACGUAUGAAGGCAAGCGGUUCCACAGGCAGAGGAUCACCGGCGUGUCCAUCCUGCGGGCCGGGGAGACCAUGGAGCAGGCGCUUACGGCUGUGUGCAAGGACAUCCGUCUGGGCAAGAUCCUGAUCCAGACCAACCACGACACGGGGGAGCCCGAGCUCCACUACCUGCGCCUUCCCAAGGAGAUCAGCGAGGACUACGUCAUCCUCAUGGACAGCACCGUGUCCACGGGGGCCGCGGCCAUGAUGGCAGUGCGGGUGCUGCUGGACCACGACGUGCAGGAGGACAGGAUCUUCCUGCUGUCGCUGCUGAUGGCGGAGAUGGGGGUGCACUCCGUGGCCUACGCCUUCCCCCGCGUCCGCAUCAUCACCACCGCCGUGGACAAGAGGAUCAACGAGGAGUUCCACAUCAUCCCGGGCAUCGGUAACUUUGGGGACAGGUACUUUGGCACUGACGGCCCCUCUGCCUGGUGUGAGAAUGACGGCAUGGACUGCUGAGCUGCUGGCUGGCCACGGGGCCACCAGCCAGGCUGGCUGCAGGGCCGGCCCCCCCCCGCCUGUGCCCCCAGGAGGGGCUCCGAGCUGCCAGCCUGCACCCACCCCCCCGGCGCUCGGGACCCUCGCUGCCGCCUCUCCUUCCACCCCCCCCAGGGGCGGCCGUGGCGGGGCCGAUCUUCCUCCACCGAGGGAGAAGACAGACGGCGUCUCCUGCGGCUGCCGGGGAGAGGGGGGCCGUUCCUCGCCUCCCGAGACCUCCCUCUGCACCCCAGGCCGGCCGUGCCCCCGGGAGGGAGAGGUGGGCUCCGCAGCCUGUGGCUGAGGGGCCAGUCACCCCCUUCCCUGGGAUGAAGCGGGGAUGGGGUCUGGUCCCCCUCGAGGCUUCCUCUGGGUCCUGGCUGGGUGCUGAGCAGGCUCCCUUGCUGGAAUCUGUAUUUAUUUGUAUUUAUUUGAGCAGCUGCCCCCCUGGCUCUCCUGCAGGGCAGGCUAGCUACUUGAAAAACAUCAGGGAUUGGGGAUCUCCUCAAGGAACCACCUUGUCCCCACCGAUCUGACACUCCAUUGCCUUCCCGUCCCUGGCUGGCCCGGCCGGUGGCCCCGGGAGGGCCGGGGCUGCCCUCGGCCCCGUGCCGGCGGGACGGUUUGAUAUUCAGACGCUCUCCCGGUAGCGUCUCGGCCCCUGGGCAGCCGGGGCCAUCCCUGGGGACCGACCGGCUCCCGGUGCCCCGGGGCGGGGGGGCGUGGGGGCGGCCGUGCUCUGCCCAGCCCCGGCCGCCCUUGUUGCUCAGGUUCUUUGUAAGGGCAGCAGCGGGCGCGGGAUCAGCUCUGGCGCAGGGGCUGGGGUCCUGGGGCUCCCCCCACCUUUGCUGCCUGAAGACGCUCCGCUGCCCCCCCCCCCCCCCCAGCGUCAGGGUGCUCCCCGCUGCCCCGGCUGCCUUCGUUUUGUACCCCAAUAAAGGUGCAGCGUGACCCCCCCCA
Tyto alba (common barn owl) is the source of this 2620-nucleotide messenger RNA. RefSeq names its product uridine-cytidine kinase-like 1. The transcript is spliced from 14 exons. The coding region runs from base 23 to 1642 and encodes 539 amino acids. NCBI's taxonomy places the organism in Eukaryota, Metazoa, Chordata, Aves, Strigiformes, Tytonidae. Gene Ontology annotation, cellular component: cytoplasm. The record is from RefSeq and is a predicted model, not a curated record. Gene Ontology annotation, molecular function: ATP binding; kinase activity.